Messenger RNA from Cyprinodon variegatus (sheepshead minnow), 426 nucleotides. RefSeq names its product paired box protein Pax-2a-like. The record is from RefSeq and is a predicted model, not a curated record. Gene Ontology annotation, molecular function: RNA polymerase II cis-regulatory region sequence-specific DNA binding; DNA-binding transcription factor activity, RNA polymerase II-specific. The coding region runs from base 16 to 426 and encodes 136 amino acids. The transcript has 2 exons. Gene Ontology annotation, biological process: regulation of transcription by RNA polymerase II; anatomical structure development. NCBI's taxonomy places the organism in Eukaryota, Metazoa, Chordata, Actinopteri, Cyprinodontiformes, Cyprinodontidae.
UAGCGACCUUAUGUAAUGUUACGUCUGUGUGUUUUUGCUGCUGUUGUAUCCCACGUAGGGCACGGAGGUGUGAACCAGCUUGGUGGGGUGUUCGUGAACGGCAGACCCCUCCCGGACGUGGUGAGGCAGCGGAUAGUGGAGCUUGCGCAUCAGGGCGUCCGGCCCUGCGACAUCUCCAGGCAGCUUCGGGUGAGCCACGGCUGUGUCAGCAAGAUCCUCGGGAGAUACUACGAGACUGGAAGCAUAAAACCAGGGGUGAUUGGUGGGUCUAAACCCAAAGUGGCCACUCCGAAAGUGGUGGAAAAAAUUGCAGAUUACAAGAGACAAAAUCCCACCAUGUUUGCCUGGGAAAUCAGAGACAGAUUGCUGGCAGAGGGCAUCUGCGACAACGACACUGUUCCCAGCGUUUCAUCCAUUAACAGGUAA